Molecule: messenger RNA, 1118 nt
Organism: Momordica charantia (bitter melon)
Lineage: Eukaryota; Viridiplantae; Streptophyta; Magnoliopsida; Cucurbitales; Cucurbitaceae
Product: ATPase, F0/V0 complex, subunit C protein
Biological process (GO): proton transmembrane transport
Cellular component (GO): proton-transporting V-type ATPase, V0 domain
Molecular function (GO): proton-transporting ATPase activity, rotational mechanism
Source: RefSeq, a predicted model, not a curated record
UACAAAUUAAGUACACCUGUACAGACUGACUAACCAACUAAAAUAUACAAUUGAGUAAUAAACCUAAUAAGUUAGUAUAGUUUAUUAUUUAUUUAUUAUUUUCCGAAUGCUGUAGCGUUGAUUGUAAGGUAUUAAAAAUGAACCAGAGGAGAGAGGGGGUUUACCGGGUCGGGUUUCUGGAACAAACCCGAAUCUAAGCCCAAAGCACGUCGUCGUCUCGAAGCACUCGGAAGAAUCAAUGGGCGCCAAGAAUCGCAUCGCAAGCACCACGACCAAACCACACAACUCUUCUCCCGCUCCCGCGUACGCCUGAAAGAACAAUGUCCGGCUCGAUCAUGGCGGCAGAUCUACGCUCUUGGUCCCGCGCCAUUGUCAGAAUCUCCCCCUACACCUUCUCCGCCGUCGGCAUUGCCCUCGCCAUCGGCGUCUCCGUCCUCGGCGCCGCCUGGGGGAUCUACAUCACCGGAAGCAGUUUGAUCGGUGCUGCAAUUAAAGCUCCGCGUAUUACCUCCAAGAAUCUGAUUAGUGUAAUUUUCUGUGAAGCCGUGGCCAUAUAUGGCGUCAUUGUGGCCAUCAUCUUACAAACAAAACUGGAGAGCGUCUCAGCAUCUCAAAUCUAUGCUCCUGAGUCUCUAAGAGCAGGAUAUGCAAUUUUUUCCUCUGGAAGUAUUGUGGGCUUUGCCAACUUGGUUUGCGGGGUAUGUGUAGGGAUAAUUGGAAGCAGCUGUGCAUUGUCUGAUGCCCAGAACUCCUCCCUUUUUGUGAAGAUUCUCGUGAUCGAGAUUUUUGGUAGCGCACUCGGGUUAUUCGGUGUAAUUGUAGGCAUAAUUAUGUCUGCUCAAGCUACAUGGCCUGCAAAGGCAGUUUAAUUUGCUAACUGCGUAACCGAACUCAAUGAUUUGUGAUUCAAUCUGUGGAGAGUUAUUAACAUAUUUCGAUUCCCAAUCGACUGUAUAUGUAUAAGCUUUGGCUGUUAUAAACCAUGUAAGAACUCGUGAAGUGCUUGGUGUCAUUUUUGGUCUUUAGGUUGCCAUAUGAUAUGGCAUUGGCAUUCAUGUAUAUGUAAGGCAGGGGAAAUUUGAACUGCUGGAAUAAUGGAGCCCUAUGUCCUUCACAAA